AUGGUGCACCCCUGGACCAGCGGCCGCCGCCCGCCGCCCGCCGCCGCCGCCGCUGCCCGAGAGCCGUUAUCACCCGUGUUCUCUCGCAAGCGCGUGCGGAGAGCCGCAUCGCACGUCCUCCUGGUCUCCGUGUUCCUCUGCCUGAACUCCGGGCUCAAUCUCCUGAAUAAGUGGUCCCUGGGCCACGCCGGCUUCCGCUUCCCCUUCCUGCUGUCCUCCUGUCACAUGGCCUUCAGCUUUGCCGUGCUGGCCCCGGUGGCGCUGCUGCACGGCUGGGAGGCGCACCGGCGCACGCUGCACCAGCAGUGGCCCGGCAUCCUGUGCAUCGGAUCCUUCAUGGCCCUCAACAUCGCCCUCAACAACAUCAGCCUGCUCGACAUCUCCCUCUCCCUCAACCAAAUCAUCCGCUCUGCCAUCCCAGUGGUGAGGCACCCAGCCCGCCACGCGCUUGCUUGCUUUCUUCCCCCGAGUGCCUGCACAGCUGGGCCUGGGGCGCAGGUGGCGUGCAUCAUGGCUGUGCUCAUAGAGUCUAGGUACCCUUCCCCUCAGGAGGCAGCCAGCCUGGUGGUCAUCUCCCUGGGAGUCAUGCUGGCGGUGUGGCAGGGCGCUCUGACGGGCAAGCCCUACGCCAUCGCCUUCUGCGUCGCCGCCACCGUGUGCAACGGCGGCUUCAUGACCCUCAGCAGCAAGCUGAUGAGCGAAAAGCUGGAUGUGGUGCGGCUGGCCUUCUAUGUGGCGCCCGUCAGCCUCGCCUGCCUGGCGCCCUUCUAUUGGGUGUACGAGCACGAGCACUUCCGGGCGUACUACCCCGCCCACCGCCGCUCCGCCCAGGCCAUCCUGCUGGCCUCCUCCGCCCUCGCCCUCUGCUACAACCUGGCCCACUCCCUCAUGAUCAAGCGCAUAUCUGCUGUGGCAACCACGGUGGUGGGAGAGUUCAAGAUCCUGGCGCUCCUGCUGCUCUCUGCCUUCCUGCUGGGUGAGAAGAGCGAGUUCACCCCCAAGAUGAUCGCAGGGUGCACCCUGGCGCUGGCAGGCUUUGCAGCCUACAGCCACACCAAGCUGGUGGCGGCGCGGCAGCGGCAGCGGCGGCAGCAGACGGGGUCGGAGUGA
Messenger RNA from Chlorella variabilis, 1110 nucleotides. RefSeq lists its product as hypothetical. The transcript has 10 exons. The record is from RefSeq and is a predicted model, not a curated record. Gene Ontology annotation, molecular function: antiporter activity. Lineage: Eukaryota; Viridiplantae; Chlorophyta; Trebouxiophyceae; Chlorellales; Chlorellaceae. Gene Ontology annotation, cellular component: membrane; Golgi apparatus. Bases 1 to 1110 code for a protein of 369 amino acids.